Messenger RNA from Xenopus laevis (African clawed frog), 2377 nucleotides. RefSeq names its product tudor and KH domain containing L homeolog (gene tdrkh.L). Gene Ontology annotation, molecular function: RNA binding; nucleic acid binding. Gene Ontology annotation, biological process: spermatogenesis; P granule organization; piRNA processing. Lineage: Eukaryota; Metazoa; Chordata; Amphibia; Anura; Pipidae. Gene Ontology annotation, cellular component: mitochondrion; P granule. The record is from RefSeq and is marked provisional.
CGGAGACAUUUAGGCUUCUGCGGUGCAUCCUGGGUAAUAACGGAACCGAGUGCAGUGAUUUAGUCUCCCGCCUGAGCUGCAGCUGCUCCUGGACUCUGAGAGGGUGAUCAUGUCCGGAUGGAACAGUCUCAGUGGCAGAGAGAAGAUGGUGCUGACAGUGGGUGUCUCCGCCGGUGCCGUGGCUCUCUAUGUCUGUUACAGCAAGUACCGUGACAGGAGUUGGGAGAAGCGCGGCCCCCAGAGAGACCACAUAAGCCCCAGUACGUCUCCAGCACCCAGGUUGUGUGUGUUGGAUGGGGAAAUCUAUGAGCUCCACAUGAAGGUCCCAUCAGAUUCAGUAAAGCUGCUCAUUGGGAAAGAGGGCAACAUCCGGAAGCGGGUCCGAAAGCAGACAGACGCACAUAUACAGGUGAAAGAGAUCCCAGGCUCCACGGGGGAACACGAGGUGACACUCAUAGGCACACAAAAACAGGUCUUUCAUGCCCAGGAAAUGGUUAACAGAGCCCUGCAAGAGAGCACCAUCUUGCAAGUGGAACUGAUGUUUCCCUCAAGGUGCAUGGGACGCAUCAUAGGGCAAGGAGGUGAAAGAAUACGUGCCAUUACCCGCAACACUGGAGCCAAAAUUGAAUGUGAGCCAAGAACCAAUGAAAGCAAAAUGUCACCCACCCGGCGCAUCACGGUGACAGGGACCAAAGAACAAGUGGAGGCUGCCACGUUCCAUAUUCAGAAGGUGUCUGAGGAAGAGCAGAGUAUUCAGCAAAGAGCGGCAGAAUCUUCUGCAUUUCGGUGUCGGCGGAAAGACGUCAUUGCCGUUAAGAAAGAGGCGAAGCAGCCUGUGGUGCAGGAGACAAAUAGCUAUACUCAGGGCAGUAGGGUGCAGGAAGAGAAGAGAGAGGGUGCAGCGUUAAUAGGGGAGAGUCUGCUUCGGGUGAACCAACCCAGCAAGGAGAAUGUUGCAGACACCACCUAUGAAGUGACCAGGUUUGAAGUUCCCAGCCCCGACUACCCAUUCCGAGCAGAUGAGUACGUUGAUGUUUACGUGUCGGCUGUGGAGAACCCUGAACACUUCUGGAUUCAGAUCUUGGGCUCCCGGUCGACUCAGCUGGACAAACUGACCUCAGAGAUGACGGAACACUACCAAAAUAAAAAGGGAGGCAUGACUGAAAUCCAGGUGGGUGGCAUUGUGGCAGCCCCGUUCCGCUCAGAUAAUUUUUGGUACAGAGCGAAAGUCCUGGGGUUCCUGGAGAAUGGAAACGUGGAUUUGUACUUUGUGGAUUAUGGAGAUAACUGGGAAACUGGGCAAGACAACCUCUUCCCUCUUCGGCACGACUUCCUGAGCCUUCCAUUCCAGGCAAUAGAGUGUGGCCUCUCUAAAAUCUCUCCUAAUGGCGCUACAUGGACGGAGGAAGCCCUGGUUUACUUUGAAGACCUGACACAUUGUGCCCUGUGGAAACCUCUAAUGGCCAAGAUCUCCAGCUUCCCCUCUCCAGGUGUCUCGUGCUUCCAGGUCCUGCUCUUUGACUCAUCCACUGACCCUGUAACGGACAUCAGGCAGAAGUUAAUAGUUGAUGGGUUUGCGGUGGAAAGUAAGGAGAGUCCCCAGCGAGAGGAUGAAGAGGGAUCAUUGGUGGCUCGGCUGUUGGAUGAAGUGACCAGUCUCUCCCUAGAACCGGAAACCAUCAGUUUUUCAAGUCGACUGGAUGAUCCUCAACCCUCAGAUGGUUCAAUAGAACUGAUGAGAGCUGAUCCAGAGCCAAAAGCAGCAGCCACCUUGGGUCACAAGCCAAAAGUGACGUCCACUCCCGUAUGUUACCCAAGAGCUGAAGAAGAGCAAGAGGGAAGCCUGGAGGAGAGCAUUGCCAAAAUUACUAUUGGUGACAGCGAGGGCUCAUUAGAAUCGGGGACUACAGAGACGGCCUCUGAGAAUGGCACCACCUCAUAUGAGGGCUCCUCUAAGUGCUCCAAAGAUUCCUCCAUCGACUUAACUGGUUCUUUCACCUCUGAGGAACAGAGCUCUUCCCAACUAGAAGACAGCAGCAUAUACUCCCCCCGGGGCUGCUUCUACUACCUGACUGACGAGCCCACCUCCAGCUCCAUCUUCUACAGCUCCUCCUGCGACGCCAUUACCAUAAGCUCUGAGAGCGAGGAGGAGGCCGGGCUGGAUAAAGGACCGACCAAUAAGAAGAAGACUGAGAAUGGGGCUGGUACGAGGUUGAGCUCUCUGUCACUGACUCCCCGCAGAGCACCAGCAGUGAAGACGAUGUGAUUUUGGUGGAAGACUGACCCCCAUAUUUGGCAGAGAACCAGCCACCAUUUCAUUUUGCACUAUAUAAAGUUCCUGUUUCUGUAUAUAUUUGUCUGUUAAUAAAAGUUCUAA